GAUAGCAUUAGAGAGAGAUGAUGAGUGUGAGAUGAGAAAGAGAGAGAUGGGAUGGAGGAAAAGAGAAAAGAGAAGCAGCUGGAGAGGAGAAGUUGGUCUCUUUGCAGCACCAAAGCUCUUAAAGCCCCGAAGCUGUGUGGAGUGUAAAUGGGAGGGGAGAGAGAGAGAGAGAGAGAGAGAGAGAGAUAGAUAGAUAGAUAGAUAGAUAGAUAGAUAGAUAGAUGGAGGUAGAGAAGGAGAGAGCAAGAGGUAGAGGGAGGCUGAAUUGAGGAGAAGAAAAGCUAGAAGGGAGAGAGAGUGAAAGGGAGAAGAGGAGGAGGAGGAGGGUUUGCGUUGGUGUGUUGGUUGGCAGAGAGAGCGCUUGUCAAAAAAACCUUCCUCUGACAGAAGGCAUGAUUCACAGUGGAGGGAGAGGGAGAGAAAGAGGGGGAGAGAGAGAGGGAGAGAGAGGGAGACAAGCAUCAGAAAAAGCGAAAAACGGCAGAGAUAGAGAGAGAAACGACAGGGGCAGAGAUGCCGACAGACGAUGGUAAUCAGCAAACACAGCCAAAAUGAAUGGAGAAGUUCCGACUGGAUUCAGUCCUGCAUCUGCUGUGCUUGGCCUUUCUGUCGCUUUGUGUCUGACUGACUAACGCUCCACUGGAUAAAGACUUAAUUGACUCUGAACAGACAACCAGAACAAUAAACAACGGGAAUAAAGACAAAUGCUGACAUGUUGGGAAGAGAAGAGGAGAAAAGAUGAGCUAAGAUCAGUGCCCCUGUGGACAAAAAAACUGGACUUGUCUUGUAUUCUAAUAUUUUUCUUCAAAAUCUUGUUGGAAUAUUUCACGAAGUAGGAUUCUAUCAGCAAUUUCAUUUGGAUGUUAUCUUGUUCACAUUGUUUUCAUAUCAUGGAGCUUUUUACAAGCUGAUUUUGUUUUUGCAGCAAUGCCGUACUUUGAUGACAAGAUUGCUCUGACCUGAAACGGAGGGAAUAUGCUUCAGUAUUUUAUCAUAAAAGAAGAAGCAAAAAUGUUGAAUUUGCCAUUUUUUUGUUUCAUUUAUUUCACCAUGGCCUUCUCAAAGCCAGCUGCCAUGCAUUUUGCACAUUCUGAAGUUGAUUUUGCAAGCAAAAUUUUUCAGAGUUAGUUUAAUAAACAAAUUCACAAUUCACCCUUCAAGCUUCAAACGUGCCUCCUCCCAACCCCUCCCACCGUCAGCCAUCCGACCAAUCAUGGGCAAGCCUCUUAGCCGUCCCGGGUGUUUCAGGAAGAGCUCCUGCUGCCUGGAGAAGCAUGGAGCUGGGGAUGGGGGAAUGGGAGGACGAGGUGGGGGAGUGGAUGGGGGAUACGGAGACGGCUACGUACCCCAGCGAUCCAUCUACGAUACCAUGUGCAUCAAUCAACAGAUUGACAGUCAUCACCAUCACCCUGGAGGGUCCAUAAGGCGAGACGGUGGAGGUGAGGGGAGUUUUAGCUACUCUGCAAGCGGCUCCCUGAGGGUUAGCAGGUCUCCAGCUGACAUGUUUGAUUCGCAGCCCCGCUCUCUAACUCCAAACCCCUCGUUUGUUCGGCGACUGGAUGAAAGAGCCAUCUAUGAUUCAUUGAAGCUUGGGGGUCAGGAUGGUGAUGGUAGCGGCUGCCAUUCCCCAGGAUGUUUUAAUCGAUCAGUUUCUCCCUCUGUGUCAUCAUUCUCAGCACCAGGAGUGUCCUCCUCCUCAUCCAAGAAACAUCACCAUCACCCACACCAUCACCAUGGAGACAGUACAAAGAGCAGAGAUGGCCGACAUUCCUGGAAAGUCUUGACACCUCCAAAACACCUGGAGUGUUUGGAGCUUACUACAACCGAAAUGAUGGACAGAGGAGGGGGGUAUCUUAACCCUGGGCACUACCCUCCCCAGGGGGGCCAGUCCUCCUCCCUUACCUCUCCUCUCAUUUCCCCCUUCUCUGGCUCACCUCUCUCCUCGGGCUACCAUACUCCGGUCUUUUUCUCCCCUGCCAAACCUCGCCCCAGUCAGUCUCAGAGUCUGCGUUGUUCCCCUCCCCACGUCAUCCAGCCGAGGCAUUACUCCCAAACCCAGAGCCUCAGGAUGUCACCACCUCAUGAGCUUAGACGAUCCCCCUACCGUGCCCCACUGGUCCAACUGUCCGCUCAUGACCUCGAGCAGGACAUGAGGGAUCGAGGAGGAGGAUGGGGCCGGAGUGAGCGAGAAAGGGAGUGGGAGAGGGAGAGAGAAAGGGAGAUGGAGCGAGGGUGGGCCCAGCGAGAAUGGGAAAGAGAGAGGGAGAGAGGGAGGUUGGAGAGGGAGAGGGCGAGAGAGAGGGAGAGGAGGGAGACAUCAACUUUUGGAACCUUUGGGUAUGGUAGACCAGUUCCUCUGCGUUCAGACCGAGACUCAGUGUUUUUAGAAUCCGACCAUGUUCUAGACACCACGCCCCUGUUGCUCCCUCAGCCCUCACCUUCACCCUCCCCCAGUGCUGCCCCCAGGAUGGGCACAGGUGCUGUGGGUAGGAAUAGAGCUGGGUCAAAGGUUGGCCCCGAAGGUGUAGGUGGGGGUAUGGUUUCAAAGUUUGACAAUGGAGGUGUGGGACUGGUGUUAGUUGACAGCAAAACUGGGUGUGGGCCAACUUUUGUAGGUGAAGUUGGAAACAUGUCUGAGGCUGAAAUCAGAGCUGGAAUGCAAGAACUCCAUAGAGCUGAAAGUUGGAACAAAUAUCACAACGGAUCCAGGGCUAGCAUUAAAAAUGGGUCUGAAACAAGAAUGGGCUCUCAGGUGAAAACACGACCAGGGGGACGGGAUCUAGAAGGGAAAGUGCAGUCUGGGGUGGAGAUAGAACAUAUGGCUCCAGCUGUGAACAAGGAGGGACACAGGGGAGGGUCAAGAAGUGGAGAAAAAAGUGGAAGGGCUAAACCAGAACCUAUUACUGAGACUGUAACUUCGACUGUGACUGACAAUGACAACAGGGUUGGGCUUGAGGAUGAAGUUGAGAUUGGAGGUGGACCCCCUCCAGAGAUGAAGCCAGAGAUUGAGGCAGGGAUUGAAGCUAAAUCUAGUUCAAAGCAGGUGGAAAACAAGACUGUAACAGAAGUUGGAGAUGGAGCUACAGUUAACAAUGAGGUUUGCUUGGUUGAAGAGUCCAGAGUAGAAGCUAAAGUUGAGACAGAGGUUAAGAUUGCACCUACAUCUGAGCCUGAGCCAGUACUAGAGGCUGAGGUUAGUAAUGAGACAGUGACUAAAAUUAACACUGAGACUGGGGUUGUCAGUGAAACCCAGAACAGCAACAACGCUACAGAUAAAGCUCAGAUAAGUGUUGUGACUGGGGAUAAAACUGAUACUGCUCUUGCAGAUCAGGCUGAUAAAAAGCCUUUAGACAUCGAUAAAAUUGUAUUCAGCCAUGUAGAGAAAAGUUCCAGGUCCCACAAGUCCAAAUCAUCCAAGUCCAGUUCCAGGACUCGACCUGGCACAGCCACAGGGCUCAGACCAGGUGUGGUCAGUCCUCGACUUAGCAGAGGACUUGGAGACCUUGAGUCAACAGGCCCCGCUGAGGGCAUUGAGUCCACCUGGCCUCGCCGAAUCAUUGUUAGGAAGAGGACUGUUCGACAGGGUGGGGCACUCCACAACCUCCCUAUUCUCCCCCCACUCCCCUCUGUCCUCUCAGCAUUGGAAAAGAGGCGCCCACAUGCCCACCUCCACCCCCGUCAAGGCCACUACUCAGAGAACCCGCUAACAACCAUUAUGAAUUCUAUAAGUAUUGUGGGACGAUGCUCACUUAAAGAGCCCUCCCAUGCAGAUCCAGGACUGGGGACCGGUUUGGUGGGCAGGGCUUCCCUGAAGGAGCAAAACUUGGAGCACUGGAGAGUCUGCAGAGAGCAGGAGGAACCCAGGAGAUCCAGGAGCAAGGAGAAGCAAGGAGAGCAGAGUAAGGAGAAGACGGAGGAGAAGAAGGGGAAGGAAGAGAAGCGAGAUAAAGUGCGUAGAGAAGAGAAAGACAAAAGAGUGGAGAAUGUGAUUAAGGAGAAUGAGAGAGUUAUUGUCAGUGAGGGUCUGGUAGAGGAAACCAAACGAGAAAAGUCAGAGAGAAGAGUUGAAGGGAAAACGCAAGAGGAUGGAAACAUAAAGGAAGAUGUGAAAAAGGAAAGGAGUGUAGAAAUAAUCUGUGAAAAAGUAGAGGAUAGAGGAAUGAAGAUAAAGGAUGGAAUACAGGAGCAGCAUGGACAAGAGAUGGAGGAGGUGGUGGCUAAAUCAAAGAAAGAAGAAGAUGAAGUGGAGGGAGGAGAAGGAGGCACAUUUGGAGAGGAAGGCGGGAUAGAGAGUUGGGAUGCUGUCCUUGACAUGGUCAACACGUUGUGGGAGGAUGGCUGGGAGAAAGGGGGAGCAGGAGGAGGUGGUGAUACUGAUUCCCUCUCGGGCUCCCUGCAACGUUGGCCUCUUCUCCGACCCCCAGUUGGCUUUGGGGGCUCACACCCACCCUCCUCGGCAGCCUCAGAACUCAGCCUGACAGAGCUGGAAAGGAGAGCCAGGGAGCUGGACUCUGACCUGGAGCAUCUAGACCUGUCUCAGCCCCACAGGGACACCCAGGAUGUAUACCAAUCACUGCUGGAGCCGCAGAGGGAACGAGCAGACAUGUACCAAACACACCCUGGGCCACAGAGAGAGAAAGCUGCAGUCAUGACAGGUGUGGGGAGCAGAUCCCAGGUCAGUUUGGAGCUCAGUGCUAUGGCCUCACCAGCUACAGACACAGACAGACAUCCUGCUGACUGGUCAACCAAAUCGACUGGGACUUCCAAUGUUGGCACAAGCUCCACUAAGGAGGACAGCUCUCCAGACUCCAACCUUACGCUGGAGUCCGAUUCCAGUGGUGUCUUCCUCUCCUUAUCCAAUCAGAGCCAGGAAGAAGCCAGCUCUGACAGCGACCAGCCAGUCAGUGGUUCUGACCUAGGCAGCAGCAGCACGUCACUGGAGAAAGACGGGGACGAUGGAGGGUUAAAGGAAUGGGGGAGGGAGGAGAGUGCAGAGCUCCAGUGGUGCUACCCUUCACUCCUUAACACCUCUAUGAAUGAAGACAUAGAAGGAGAUAGUGGAAGAGAGGAAGCAGGGCAUGGAAAGAUGGAGAAAGAUGAAGUGAGAGGCAAAGAUGAGAGUGAGAGAAGGGUUGGUAAAAUAGGUACAGUCUCAGUCAUAAAGACCCAAUUCAACCAUACACCUAUUGACAGCUCCACAACUUUUAAUGCCCCACAAAGUGAAGAGUUACCACCCAGGAAAAAAGUGACCCUCAUGGGAGGUGACAUCCCUCUUCCUCUGUCUCCCUCCAAACAACCAAUCAAACACCUCCUAGAUCCUAAUCAGAAGCCAAUCAGAACCUCAGGACUGGACUGUGGUGAUAUAGAUCCCUUUGUCCAAUCGGACAGCUUUGUUUACCUUGCCGUGUCUGCAAGACCUGGCUCCCAGGGUGAAGUCACCUCAUUGACAGAAGUUCCCACCCCUGGUAUAAAACAAGUCAGUGUACCACAACAUUUGGAUAGCUUGAAAACACACUUGGACCAAUCCAAUACAGAACAGACCGCCAAGCUGACUCAUCUUGCCCCACAGAAACCAGAGGAAGGAGACUUUCUUUGCACUGACAGCUUUGUCUACCUGGCUGCUCCAGCCUGCCUCCUAUUGGGCCCUGCAGGAAGUGCACCCUACAGUGGAAGGGAGUCGGACUCAGAGAGUUCAGGAUCAGGCCCUGUUGAUCUUUCGGUACUGGGCUGUGACUCUGUGGCAGGGGACAGUGACUGGGAUUCAGACCUAUCAGACUCUGAUCCCAGUCGCUCCUCCAGAAUCUCUGCUGCUGGUAGCAAAUCUUCCGGUGCAUCACGGGCUAAGCGGAUGCCUGCUGAACCAGGCUGGGACUUGUUUGGAGAAACCACUGAGCCUGAAGUGCUGAGUGAGCUCUUCACAGAACAGGAUAAAAACCACAAUGGCAAAGCGAGGAAGGUUACCGGGGUCUCCACCAGCCUGGCAGAUACAUCAGCCAUUCCCAUGGCGACUCAGCCUGUCACUACACCAGUGCAACGGUCAACAACAGUAGACCCAUCGUCAGCAUCCAAGAGGGUGACGUGGCAGUUUAAACCAGCCCAGAGGUCAGUCUGCACAGGAAGCAGGAAGGAGAAGGAAAGGGAGAGGGAAUUGGCAUCAUCAUCAUCGGUAAGCUUCAUGGAACUGGGAGGAGGCGAGACCUAUAGACCCUCCCCUUCAUCUUCAUCUUCUUCAUCAUCGUCACCAUCCUCAUCUUCUUCUGGUUGAUUUGUGGAGGUAAUGGUAUUGGAAGAAGUUCUAAUUGCCUCUGAAGUUCAUUGCCAAAAGGUAGAAAAGAUCUUCAACUUGUUCUGUAGAUACUCACGGCUGGAACAAGUGCUGAUUUUUUGCCUGUAAAUUUUGAAUUUCGCAUCUAGCUGCUGCCAUUGCCUUCUUAUGACCUUCUAAAGGCUGCAUAAAAGACUAGUUAAUUGUUGCAUUUUCUUAGAUUAGCCUUCACAAUUCCAUAUAUGUAUAAUCAUUUUAAAUUUGAGACAGGGUGAGACUCAGGCUAUACAGAAACCUUCAGGUUGAGAUUAUGUGGAAAUACGGCCACUGAUAGAACUCUUAGGUAAGAUGUAUACAGUGUCAUUCCUAAUGGGUUUUAUCAAUAGUCAGAUUUUGAAACACAGGGUUGAUUUAUUCAUUACAGCUUCACAUUAUUAUUUCUCUAAAUAAGAAACAUGAAUAGUUCUAUGGGUUUUUUAUUCUACUGAAUGUACUGUACAGGAUAAACACAACUACAAGGUAAAUCCACCAUAAACAUAUUCAUAUAUGAGGCAUUCUCAAUGAUUUGGCUUGGUCACCUAUUUUCAAAGUUACUGCAAUGUUUCAAAUUCAGAUACAAUAAUACAAACAAAUGGUUACAGUUGGAGAAAACAAUCUGUUGGGCUCUAUAAUUAUGUUAUCCAUUGAUAAAGAUCUAACAAUGUAAAUGUGUCUCAGGCCUUAUAUCAAAUUACACUUCCUUCCCCAUGUAAUGCCUCACUUUAACUCCUGCUCUUACUACUUCAGAUAUAAAUAUACUGUACUUUAAAAACUGACUUUUAAAAACUGACAGGUCAAACUUUACAGUGUACAAUGUAUUUUAUAA
Molecule: messenger RNA, 7130 nt
Organism: Epinephelus fuscoguttatus (brown-marbled grouper)
Lineage: Eukaryota; Metazoa; Chordata; Actinopteri; Perciformes; Serranidae
Exons: 5
Coding region: 1214-6265 (1683 amino acids)
Source: RefSeq, a predicted model, not a curated record